This is a messenger RNA of Anisakis simplex (herring worm), 264 nucleotides long. NCBI's taxonomy places the organism in Eukaryota, Metazoa, Nematoda, Chromadorea, Rhabditida, Anisakidae. The record is from the annotation of a GenBank genome assembly.
AUGGUCUCCGCGAUUCAUAAAGAUGUGUUUGCGUUUGUAGGUGAAAAGGUCGAGCUUAUAAAAAAUUGGAGUGAUAAACGUCCUGAAGUGCCUCCAAAUCUUUACUCAUCAACAGCGGCGGGCGUUAAUUGGCCCGCCCCAGAAAGUAUGCCCUCAACCGCUGACUAUAAGCAGCAGACGGUGGAAGAUCAGUUGAUGACCACAAAACUAUGGAACAAGUUCGGCUUUUCUUUUUUUUUCUCGUGCAAUUCUAUAGCGACUUAG